Lolium rigidum is the source of this 534-nucleotide messenger RNA. RefSeq lists its product as uncharacterized. The record is from RefSeq and is a predicted model, not a curated record. NCBI's taxonomy places the organism in Eukaryota, Viridiplantae, Streptophyta, Magnoliopsida, Poales, Poaceae. The transcript has a single exon. Bases 110 to 409 code for a protein of 99 amino acids.
GACAACACCUGCAGCCAGACCGAGCUCAAAAGCCACCGCUCCUCCGCGCCUCCAUUGUUCCCUCGGCAGAGACAGAGUCAAAGACAGCAGGAAUUCCACCGACCGAUCCAUGGCGGCCCGGUACGUGGAGAUGCUGGACAUGGGCGUGCGCAUCGCCGCCAGGUUCCACUCCCACUGCCCGCAGACCGCCCGCAUGUACUACAAGCCGCCGCAGUCAACCUCCUCCUCUUCCUCGUCCGCCGCUGGCGCCUCCACGGAUCGGAAGGCCGCCGGCUUCGACCACGAGGCUGCGGCGGCUGCUGCGUUCCGGCCCUUUGCCGCGACGACAUCCUCAGCGGGGUUCGGCUCCGGCGUUCAGCCAGGUUUCUGUUUCGACACCGCGCAGGUGCUCAUCUACGAGGUCGUAUGAGGAAUUUAAGACUCUCGGACCAACGACGGCUAGCACGAGUACUUCUUCGGGAGAGACCUCGAUCUGGGAUGAGGAAUUUUGUUUAGCUUAGUCUGUAGCACCAUUCUUUAAUUCUACUAUGUCCU